AUGAGACUCAUUGUAUAGCAAUAUUAUGGUUUUGGUUAGAAAAAAACCUUUAAGAUUGAAAUUAAUGAAGAAGACUCAUCAGACUAACUGAUUUCUUUAAUUGCUUCAAAAGUUGGACGUUUAGUAUAGGAAUUAGUGAUAAAGUGUAAAAGAGAUUAGUAUUCUAUAAAAAUAAUAGAGGGUUGGCCUAUAGAAUUUUAUGAAUUACAAGAAAAUUAGAAUAUUUUGGUUGAAGUAAGGGAAAAUGAGUCAGACACAAAAUAAAAGGAAUAAAAGAGAUAAACUGAAAAAUACUUGAACAAAUUAUUUAUAAACCAAAGAGAAAAACCUUAAAAACUAUCAGAAGUAUCUGAAACAAGUGAAAAUUCAGAUGAUGAAGGCAAUUCCUCAAAAUAAAAAUCUUCGAAUACAAAUGUAGAACCUAUAUAAUCUGAUUAUGAAGAUAAAAUAUUUUAAACAGUGAAAAGUGGUAAUUUAGAUCUGCUACAACAACUUUGUUAAAAAAUAAAUCCUUCAUUAUUAAAUCAAGCAACAUUUGGAGGGUGGAAUCCAAUCCAUUUUGCAUCUUUUUUGGAAUAUAAAUUAAUUGUAGAGUUUUUGAUUUCCAAAGAUAUUGAUAUAAACAAGGUAACCGAUGAAGGAUGGACUCCAUUAUAGAUAGCAGUGCAUCGUCACAAUAUUGAGAUUGUAAAAGUAAUCUUGAAUCAUCCUCAAAUUGAUGUGAAUUUGAUAACAGACAAGGGAAUUGCAUUAAAUUUGGCAUGCAAAUCUGGCUAAAUAAAAAUAAUAGAUUUAUUGCUUUAAAAAAAUGCUGAUCUCAAAUUACAAGAUAAAACUGAGAGAACAGCCUAUGAUUAUUGUAAUUAGGAAACUAAGUUGUACAUUGAAUAAUCGAAGAAAAGCAAUCAAAUGAAAGAUUAAUUAAAGAGUGCAGAUGAUUUUAUUCCUCCUAGACCCCCAAUUGCCAAAGGGUUCAUCUAUAAAACGGGUUAAAUGUUGGUCACCUUAAAUGAGAGAUUUUUCGUAUUAAAUCCUGAUGAAGGAACUUUUAUAAGAUUUAAGAAUAUUUCAGAUUACCCACUAAAACCAUUAGAGAUCAUCCCUCUGAGAAGUGUCAAAAGUGUGCUUAUGACUCAGAAGGGUUUUAUAUCUAAAUCUGGAUAUCACUAUUUUGAGUUGUUGUAUUCAACUAGAAUUAUUCUGGCAUGUAAACAUGAACAUAUAGCGAAAAAAUGGGUGGAGUAUCUUUAUAAAGCAACUGUUUAUUAUCAAUACAUUGAAGAAAAAAUGAAAGAAGGAUCUCUAGAUCCAAAUUUAAUAGAUAAAAACACUGAAGUUUUAAUUGAAGACACUAAUGCAAAAGCUCCUUCUUCUGAUCCCCCUCCAAAACAGAUAUCACCUGAAUAAUCUAUCUCAUUACCAAGAGAUGAAGCAUCUAUAAUAAUUUAAAAACGAUUAUCAAAUCCAGAGCCUGUUCAUAGGUAUAGUCAAAGUCCUCCAAAAAACUCAGAAAUUGAAUAGCCAAGACAGAUAUCUUAAUCUUAGCAAUAGUUAACAUCAUCAGUUAUGGACAGUCAAAAUGAAUUGCUUAAGGAUAGCAAAGUGAAUUUCGAUUCAUUUGAGAUAAUAAAAGAGUUGGGAUCAGGAGCUUUCGGAAAAGUGUUUUUAGUUAAACAUAAAGCAGAUGGUAAUAUAUUUGCAAUGAAGGCACUUAAAAAGAAGACUCUAAUUUUGAAAAAAUAAAUCAAGUAUGCCAUUACUGAAGCUAACGUUUUAAAGAUGUGUAAACACCCAUUUAUUCUUGGAUUACAUUUUGCAUUCUAAACUCCAAAUUAUUUGUACCUGGUUCUAGACUAUUGUCAAGGAGGUGACUUAUCCUAUCACAUAGCCAAUUUAGGGAAGUUCUCUGAAGAUACUGCUAGAUUCUAUGCUGCUGAAAUCCUUUUGGCUAUUGAAUUUCUACACACUAAAGAUAUCAUCUACAGAGAUAUGAAGCCAGAAAAUAUAUUGUUGGAUUCUUAAGGUCAUGUCAAAUUAGCAGAUUUUGGAUUAUCAAAGGAAGGUGUUUCUGAUUAGGAUAAGGCAAAGAGUUUCUGUGGAUCUCCUGCAUAUUUAUCACCUGAUAUUCUAAGUCAAAAAGGAGCAGGAAAGCCCAGUGAUAUCUAUGGAAUUGGAUGUGUGAUGUAUGAAAUGAUGACUGGCGAAUCUCCAUAUUAUAAUGAUGAUAUACAACAGAUGUAUAAAAACAUACAAAGUGGAACCUUGAAAUGGCCAAAGAAAAUGUCAGUCGAAGCCAAAAACUUACUCACUAAAAUGUUAGAGAGGGAUCCAAACAAAAGAAUCGGAACUAAAUCGAAAGAUGAAAUUAAGUAGGAUCCCUUCUUCAAGGGAAUUGAUUGGGACAAAGUUUAUAAAAGAUAAUAUAAACCUCCAAUCACUGAUUUCUCUGAAAUGCAUGAUGAUGAUGAUCAAUAGGAUUUCGAUGGGGAUGAGUUGGGAUAUGGUGGAAAAGCUAUCUUUUAGGAUUAGGACUACGAACAAGAAAAUAAUAGGACCAAUAGAGUCAAAAAUUUUAGUUUUGCCACUAACUCAUCAUGA
This is a messenger RNA of Paramecium tetraurelia, 2598 nucleotides long. RefSeq lists its product as uncharacterized. NCBI's taxonomy places the organism in Eukaryota, Ciliophora, Oligohymenophorea, Peniculida, Parameciidae. Gene Ontology annotation, biological process: protein phosphorylation. The record is from RefSeq and is a predicted model, not a curated record. The transcript is spliced from 7 exons. Gene Ontology annotation, molecular function: ATP binding; protein binding; protein serine/threonine kinase activity.